UCCACUACUCACUUAUCCUUAUCCUUAGUAUUAUCCUUAGUAUGGGCAGCUGGAGUGGACUUAUAACUGGUUUCUUACCACUAUAUGUCAGCAUAUAGUUGGCUUUAUUUCAAGGGAACAGAGAGUACUUAUUUCCUGCUUCGCUAUGUAGUUCGCUAACUUUUUAACGGUCUGCAAUCUGGACGUUGCACUAACUUUGGAGAAAACUGUUGGAAACUUUUGACAGGUUUGUAUUACUUGUUUUACUAACAGUUAGAGACACUCAGUCGCAUCCACAGUGACAGAUUUCCCUCUCGUUAUGACGGUGUAAAGAGCACUAACUUGGGAGAAAACCGUCGGAAACUUUUAACAGGUUUUUUUAUUAACCGUUAGAGAAAAACAGUCGGAUCCACAGUGACAGAUUUCCCCGGCUCUAUGACGGUGUAAAGAGCCAGGAUCCACCAUGACAGAGCGGACUCCUCUCCUCCACUACCGCCUCUCGGCCAGCGUCAAUGAGUCCGAGUGUCGGGCCCCUCCGGCCGGCCUGGCCCCGCAGCAGCACCCGGUCGGACCCCGGAUGAAAAGCAGCCUCCAGCGGCAGCAACCGAAGAAACUGUCGGUGUUUUUCGGGGUGGUGAUCCCGACCCUGCUGUCCAUGUUCAGCGUGGUGGUCUUCCUCCGGAUAGGCUUCAUGGUGGGCCACUCCGGACUGUACCAAGCCAUCUUCAUGUUCCUGUUGAUGUAUUUCAUCAUCUGCAUGACGGUGCUGUCGGUCUGCGCCAUCUCCACCAACGGAGCGCUGGACGCCGGGGGGGCCUACUACAUGAUCAGCAGAGCGCUGGGUCCGGAGUUCGGAGGAAGCAUCGGCAUCAUGUUCUUCCUGGCCAACGUGUGCGCCUGCGCCCUCUUCGUGCUGGGCCUGGUGGAGGCCAUCGUCGACACCUUCGGGGUGCCGGAGGGUGGGUCUCUGGCCUCCUCCCCCUACCAGGUGCUCCCCUCUGGUUACUGGUGGUCCCUGCUCUACGGCACAGGGGUCCUUCUCCUCUGCGUCCUCGUCUGCAUGGUGGGGGCUCACCUCUACGCCAAGGCCACCUUCCUCAUCUUCCUGGUGGUCAUGUUUGUUCUGGGCACCGUCUUCAUCAGCUUCUUCGCUGUGGGCCCCCUCACCAUCGUCCUGCCCUCGUCUGCCUCCUUCAACGGGACGGGACCCUCGUUCCCCACCACCGCCAACUUCACCGGAUUCAAGCUGGACACGCUGCUGGGGAACCUGUGGGCUGACUACACUCUGGACUACACAACAGGAAACAUGAUGACUUUUGCCACCGUGUUUGCCGUCAUGUUCAACGGCUGCACCGGCAUCAUGGCUGGAUCCAACAUGUCAGGUGACCUGAAGAACCCGAGCUACGCCAUCCCCCGCGGCACCAUCACCGCCGUCAUCUUCACCUUCAUCAUCUACAACCUGCUGAGUGUGCUGGUGGCCUGCUCCUGUGACCGGGUCCUGCUGCAGAGGGACUACAGCUUCCUGAGAGACAUCAACAUCUGGAACCCCUUCGUCACCGUCGGGGCCUACUCCUCCACGCUCUCCGCCGCCAUGAGCAACCUGAUCGGAGCCUCGAGGAUCCUCUACGCCCUGGCCCGGGACGACCUGUUCGGGAAGGUGCUGUCUCCGGCUAAGAAGACGUCUCACAGCGGGAACCCCUGGGUGUCCGUCAUCAUCUCCUGGUUCCUGGUGCAGCUGGUGCUGUUCUCAGGGAAGCUCAACACCAUCGCCAGUAUUGUGACCAUCUUCUUCCUGCUGGUGUACGCCGCCGUGGAUCUGGCCUGCCUGGCUCUGGAGUGGGCCUCUGCUCCCAAUUUCAGACCCACCUUCCGGUACUUCACCUGGCACACCUGUGUGUUGGGGAUCAUUGGCUGUGUCGUCAUGAUGUUUCUCAUCAACGCCAUCUACGCCUCGGCCAGCAUCGCCUUCAUGCUGCUGCUCCUGCUGCUCAUCCACUACCUGAGCCCCACCUCCAGCUGGGGCUACAUCAGCCAGGCCCUCAUCUUCCACCAGGUGCGUAAGUACCUGCUGAUGCUGGACGUGAGGAAGGACCACGUGAAGUUCUGGCGGCCUCAGGUCCUGCUGAUGGUCUCCAACCCUCGCAGCAGCGUGGGAUUGAUCCAGUUCAUCAAUGACAUCAAAAAGAGCGGCCUCUACGUGCUCGGACACGUGCAGCUCGGAGACCUCGACACUCUCCCCUCCGACCCUCUGCAGUCGCAGUACGACUCCUGGCUCUCUCUGGUGGAUCAUCUGAACAUCAAGUCUUUUGUCAACCUGACGUUGGCCGACUCUGUGCGUCAUGGCGUCCAACAUCUGCUCUUCAUCUCAGGCCUAGGCGGGAUGCGUCCCAACACCCUCGUCCUGGGUUUCUACGACGACUCUCUGCCAAAGGACACUCUCAUCGACCCUUCUCUCUCCAUCUGUCCGACCUCUGACCCGCGGGAUCUUUACAGGACUUCGAUCAUGACCAGGAGACGCCUCUCUUCCACUUCUCCUCCGUUCGGGGGUCCGUUGACCGACAAGACGGCGGGGAAAGGCGACGGGAAGGUUCUCGGCCCUCAGGAGUACGUCGCGAUCAUCGCAGACGCCAUGAAGAUGCUCAAAAACGUCGUGUUGGCUCGAAACUUCAACGAUUUCGACCGCUCCGUGGUCCUCUCCCCUUCCUCUCCGGUGUUUGUGGACGUGUGGCCGGUGAAUCUCCUCCGCCCCGACAGCUCUAGCUACGUCGACACAUGCUCUCUUUUCCUGCUUCAGCUCGCCUGCAUCCUCAACAUGGUGCGGUCGUGGAGAAAAGCUCGUCUUCGUCUCUUUUUGUGCGUGGAGGAGGGUCGUAGCGUCCGGGGGUCGGAGGAGAAACUGGGUCAGCUCCUCAAAGAGCUGCGGAUCAAAGCUCAGGUGCUCUCCGUGCCCUGGGACCAGCAGGUGGCGCUACACUGGCAGCGGCAAGGCGAGAGGAAACAGCAAAGUGACACAACCAACGAAGACAAAGAGAAGAUCGAGGAGGAGGAAGAGGACUACGUUAACAGCUUCCCGAGUAACGCCACGCGACUUUCUGACGACUACCUCUCCGCCGUUAAUAAGCUGAUCUUAGACCCGGCGAGACCCCCCCCUGCUGUGCGCUUCCUGUACCUACCCAGACCCCCUGCUGACACGCGGCGCUACACAACCUACCUGCACCAGCUGGAGCUGCUCACUCAGGACCUGGGCCCCACGCUGCUCAUCCACGGAGUCACACCCGUCAUCACCACCGACCUUUAACCUCCCGCCUCUGAACAUGUUAAGAAAAUCUCACUCGUCCCCGGCUUGAGCUUCAAUCUCAGGAUCCAUGUAUUUGUGAUCCUCUCCAGAAUGGAAGUAGUCAUCACAUACAGAGCAUCAACUAGUUCCUGAACAGUGUCCUUCACAUGCUGAUAUCCAAGAGAGGGAGAUACACAGUCACAAGAUGGAGGAAUACCGGUUCUUCUUGGUAAUCAUACUGUACAUCCUGUCAUGUUCAAAAUACUGACUUUUUUCUCAAAAUGUUGGCUUUUUUUCUGACUUUCUCUAAAAAUUCCGACUUGUUUCUCAAAAUCUAAAUAUCCAGAUUUUUUUCUCAAAAUCUCAACAUUCUGACUUUUUCUCAAAAAUCUGACUUUUUCUCAAAAAUCUAACUUUUUCUCAAAAAUGUGACUUUUUCUCAAAAUCUCAAAAUUCUGAGAGGGAGUUACACAGUCACAAUAUGGAGGAGUUUUUAUCUCAAAAUGUUGGCUAUUUUCUGAAAAUCUGAAAAUUCUGUAUUUUUCCAAAAAUUCUGUAUUUUUCCAAAAAUUCUGUAUUUUUCCAAAAUUCUCAUACAUCCUGUCAUCUACACAGCUACAGUUGGGAUACCUUUGUUAUCAUGUGUACUCUAAUAUUGGAAGAGGACAUUCAGUAUUUUCCCAACAGAUAAGGUCUUUGUUGUGAUAGUUUCCAUCUGAAAGACACGGCCAAAAUCAAGCUUUUCAUCAAAUGUUUACAGUGUCAUAACGGGUGCUUUUCUGAAAAAUGUAUCAUCACCCGAAACCUCGGCAGCCUCUGAAAUAUGACAGCGGUGCUACUGCCUCAUUCUCACUGCCUCGCACAAUGUCAUGUCCAUACAGCUCCUUUUAGAAUAUUGAAAAUGAAUCCUGGACAUUACGCUUCAGGGUCUCAAACAUCCUGAGCGUCUCCGUUGAGUUCUCAGCUUGUAGCUCCAGUUUUCCCAAACAACCAUGAUUUUUAAACACCUAUUUUGAAUGUUAUCAGCCGAUUAGCGUUAUUAUUAUUAGUUAUCACCUCUUUCAUCAGACGAGCCAAACUGCUCCUAGUAUGUUUGAAAAAUGAUUAAAACAUAACUCUUUCAAUGUUAACCACACUAAAGCUUCUCGACUAAAAUAUUUUGAUGUUUAGGGACCAAAAUUAAAAUCGGUUAGGGUUGGGUAUCCCGAAUUUCUCGCUAUAAGGUAAGUUUCAGACACAGGCAAUUCAAAGUGCUUUACAGUACAUCAACAUUAACACUUAACAAGAAGACAAGAGAAAGCAACACAAUAAAUAAACAUAAUGGAAUAACACAUUCAUAAAACCCACGCAUAAAAGAGAUGCAGAAUAGUUUAAAAGCAACAUGGUAAUACAGUAGGUGCUAAAACAAGACUAUUGACUAUUAACACCUGACCACUGCCUUGGUGACUUUAUGAACAACUCAGUUGGCGUUGUCUUGUUGAAUUCCUUCUGUUGUGGUCUUCCAUAUGAAUAGAUGAUGAAACCCAGUAGUGGGUGAAGCCGCCUCUGACCCCCAUCUGUAAACGGCUGAUAACCACUGGUCGACUGAUAACAUUCAAACUGGGUGAUUUUAAGCCAUUCGGUCCACUUAGUUGCAUGAAACACUCAGACCGGCUGAAUGAACCGCAGCGAAGUUAACAGCUUAACAGAAAACUGUGCCAAUCACAAGCCUGCAGGACAAUUAUAAAUCAGUAUCUAAUGUUCAGGGAAACUUUGAGAUGAUCAGCCACGUCUUGAUGCAGAUCCACGACAGAGAGAACCUCAUCUGAACCCCCCUUUGUUUCCUUUCUUUAUGUGUUUUCUUGCUGCUCAAAUUCCCUUCAAACGAUCUUUCCAGAUGCCUUCAGAUCCAGAAGUGCCUCGCUGGUUUAGGGAGCUUUCAGUUUGGACUCUUUCCAUCUCUGACAGAAAGUUGGACCGCGUCUGAGGAAAUCUGCUUUUCCCAUUUGAGAAGCGUUAGAACAAAGGAAUCAGUUUAACACAAUGGUAACGGCGGUGCUACUCAAGAAGUCUUACAUCCCACAGAUAUUUCUACGUGGGAUCUCAGGGCGACAUUCCUCUUUUUCCAAAUGCACUUUUGUUCUUCCUCUACCAAACUGCAUGAUGUGCCGCGCUCCAAAAACUCCUUAAACAUGUUUACAGCGCCCAUUACUACUGUGACUACCCCGAUGUUUCACUGAUUUAACAUUGGUAUUUAUCUUUAGGUGCUUUUACAUUAAUUUUAUUCACGUUGCUUUUCCAACUUUAACGCUGAAGUGCUUAAAUUAAUCUUAAUAUUUGCCUUUACCCAAAGUAUUGUAACGUUUAAAGUGAAGCUAUGUAACUUCUGUAACAGGAUAAUGGUAACACAUAAUGAACCAUUUGCAAAAAGGAAAGGCAGAGAAAUAUAACGGCAUGUCAUCUGCAUAGCAUCAACCAUCUACAGAUGCUAACAUGAGCUAACCAAAGCCUCCAUAAAGUCACCCUGAGUUUACUGAACUGAGAUAAUUGUACGGUUUACAUCAUGUAAACUCAAUGUGUCCUUUGUAGGAGGAACAAUGUAGUAUCCGUUCCGUCAAAAGUUACAUAGCUUCUGUUUCACGUUUUGUGGCAAAUAGUAUUUCCAUUCCUUGAAGCGUCAAUCGUUUUUGUCCAACCCAGUUUAGAUUUGACCGAAAGCAUCGAUGCAGCUUCAUCCUUCCAGUUUUCAUCCCACUAAAGUUUUAAUUUGACAGCUACAGUUGCUUCAUAGAGAUUGACAAUUGAUGAGAUUGAUUGAAACUAGCACUUUUUAAAUGUGUAAGUAAAUGUUAAUUCAUGUCUUAAUUUGAAAUGGUAAAACGACUAUUUAUCAGGUCUCUUCAACCCCUCAAAGCUCUUUACAUACUACAAGUCAUUCUCCCAUUCAUGCACACACACACACACACACACACACACACACACACACACACACACACCAGACUUUAGUUCCACCUGGAGUAAAUUCACAAGCUACCCUGCAGUAUACAAAGUCAUUCAAACUAGCUGCACCUUUACUAGCUUUGAGAACACUUUCAUGAUCAAUCAUUAUAAAACAUAUCAUAUAUAUUAUUCAAGUACAAGAUCUAAGUACUUAUCCCACCUCUGUUUAUAUCUAUUAUAUUAAAUAAUCCGCUGUAUUGUUUUUCAGUGCAGUGACUGAAUGCUAACUGCUAGCUGCAGUCCGCUAACCCCCCAUUGAAGUUGUGCUAAACACUGAAUUUAUUAAAUAUUGCAUCCCAUAUUGUUUUUUUCCCCAAAGAGUAGGCGUGAUAUUACUUGAGGGCGUGGUCAAAUCUAAACUGGGUUGGAAAGACGCUUCUUUGACACAUCGAUGCAAUCUACUUUUCUCUAAAUGUCCAUUCCAGGUUUAUAAUGUGAUUUUUUGAAAUGCAAUCGGACGAAGUGUGAUACAUAUCUGAAGAAAUGCUGGUACUUGUAUUUGAACUUGUGUUUUAAAUGAGAUGUAUGUUUACUUUCUUAAACUCACAUGAGCACCUCAAAUAAUUAUUAGUAGAAGAGAUAAAGUGUGUUUGAUUUCCCGUUCAAAUCUGAGAUGUAUAUUUAUAUAUAUUUUACAGCAUGGAAACCGAUAUGACUGAAAGAAAAUAAAACGUUAUUGUAUUGUA
This is a messenger RNA of Trematomus bernacchii (emerald rockcod), 6921 nucleotides long. RefSeq lists its product as uncharacterized. The record is from RefSeq and is a predicted model, not a curated record. Gene Ontology annotation, molecular function: potassium:chloride symporter activity. Gene Ontology annotation, cellular component: membrane. Gene Ontology annotation, biological process: cell volume homeostasis; potassium ion import across plasma membrane; potassium ion homeostasis. Lineage: Eukaryota; Metazoa; Chordata; Actinopteri; Perciformes; Nototheniidae.